Coregonus clupeaformis (lake whitefish) is the source of this 1943-nucleotide messenger RNA. Its product is annotated as TLC domain-containing protein 4-B-like. Bases 236 to 1024 code for a protein of 262 amino acids. Gene Ontology annotation, biological process: lipid homeostasis. The record is from RefSeq and is a predicted model, not a curated record. NCBI's taxonomy places the organism in Eukaryota, Metazoa, Chordata, Actinopteri, Salmoniformes, Salmonidae. Gene Ontology annotation, cellular component: membrane; endoplasmic reticulum. The transcript is spliced from 7 exons.
CCGCAUCACACACGGCUGUCAAUAUGCGUGUUUUGUGGGGUGGAUUUAUCAUACAGUGCAAUGCAGUUUAGAACUACGGUUCCCUUUUGCACGGUAGAAUCGGGCUUGUAGGCUCAGAGAGCUAUAUUAAAAUUACUAAACAUGGCAUCGGACAGAAUUUGCCAUUCCUUCGCACCAUCACAAAUCAGUUGAGUUCGGAACAUAGAUGUAAAUUGCAGCCUGGAGAAAGGCAGCCAUGGACCUGUUCAGCCAGCUGAUCCUAGUCAUCUUGGUCACCAGUUGCCUCUCCUUCCAGUGGCUCUUCCACCGGGUCAGUCCCUGGGUCUCCCCCCGUGCCAGUCCUGGCUUCCUACGCCUGGCAGACCAGCAGAAGGUGGAGUGGAACUCAAGGACGGUGUCCACACUUCAUGCCCUGGUGGUGGGGCUCUUUUGCCUCUACAUCCUGCUGUUUGACGACGCCGUCAAUGAAGACCCUGUCUGGGGAGAUCCCACACUUGUGAAGAUAAAUGUUGGCAUGACAACAGGCUACCUCAUAUCUGAUCUGCUGUUAAUAUUUUACUAUUGGAAGGCGAUAGGUGACAAGUUUUUUGUCAUUCACCACCUAGCAGCGCUGUAUGCUUACUACUAUGUACUGAGACAAGGAAUGUUGCCUUAUUUUGCUAACUUCCGUCUGCUUGCCGAGUUCUCCACGCCGUGUGUGAACCAGCGGUGGUUCUUUGAAGUGUUAGGUUACCCCAAGUCCUCCAGGCCCAACAUUGCUAACGGGAUGGCUAUGGCCCUGGUCUUCUUCCUGGUUCGCAUCGCCGUCAUGCCUCUCUACUACAGCCGCAUGUGGUCCGUGUACGGUACCGAAGCCUUCUACCGCGUCCCGCUGGAAGGCCGCGCUGCCUGGAUCAUCUCCAGCGUCUCGCUGGAUGUCAUGAACGUCAUGUGGAUGCACAAGAUCGCCCGCGGCUGCUACAAGGUUAUGUGCUCGGCCCGACGGCACAAAGUGGAGACACAAGAGAAUGGAAAGACUGACUAAGAAGCAAGAGGAUGGUUGAUGUAAUGGGUAGGGGGAACCCAUUGAACCACUGUCCUCUUUUUAGUGCACAAUUGGAUUAGUACCUGACUAGGACUGUUUCAGGGUCAAUUAACUCACACCAAAAGCCAAGUUUCACACUGACUGAAUUUUAUGGUGGUGGACGCAGGACAUUUCUAGUUUCCCUUUUGAGAUUGGAGCAUUGAGCUGGAUGUAGGCAAAGAGAGAAUAACUGGGGCGGUGGUUGGUGAAACUAUUAGCAACACUUUCUGUGCAUGGCCAAUUUUUUUUCUCUGUGUUUUAUCACAAAACAGCAUGUCUGGGAUGACGUAUCAGUUUUUCACCAAGUCAAACGUUUACUGCUUGUUCCAGACUAUAGACUCAAUGUGUGAUGCUCAUGUGCUCCCCAAAGUAACCUGAAGCCCCUCACUUCAUUUUGCUCUUUUUGAUAUUCUGGUUGUCUGAAUCCCAGAGGUUAUAUAUUUACAUUUUGAGGAAUUCAUUAUUGUGAGUACAAAUAAAAUUACAGGUUUUUUUUAACUGUUUUUUUGGGACCCAACCAACCCAAAUAACCCAACCAACCCAAAUAACCCAUGCAGGAAAUGUUUUAGUAAUGGUCCGUGUCAUUAAAAAGCUGCUGUCUGCUGAGGCAGGGCAGGGUGUAGCAUCUUUCUCUUUAAACCCAAACUGACUGUCUGUCAGAAGACUGGAUGAACAUCUAGUGCAGAGGAGUGAGUUCAGCUGAAAGACACCUCUCAGGGAGACACUCUGAUACAGAGACAGACCCCUGGCUCAAAGAGGACAGACCCCUGGCUCAACGAAGACAGACCCCUGGCUCAAAGAGGACAGACCCCUGGCUCAAAGAGGACAGACCCCUGGCUCAAAGAAGACAGACCCCUGGUUCAAAGAAGACAGACCCCUG